Molecule: messenger RNA, 1364 nt
Organism: Papilio machaon (common yellow swallowtail)
Lineage: Eukaryota; Metazoa; Arthropoda; Insecta; Lepidoptera; Papilionidae
Product: alpha-N-acetylgalactosaminidase-like
Exons: 9
Coding region: 83-1324 (413 amino acids)
Biological process (GO): glycosylceramide catabolic process; glycoside catabolic process; oligosaccharide metabolic process
Cellular component (GO): cytoplasm
Molecular function (GO): alpha-galactosidase activity
Source: RefSeq, a predicted model, not a curated record
AAGCGUGUGAAUUCUCUGUUUAUUUUACCCAAAUUUCAAAUCUAGAUAAUCAUUUUGAGUGAUCGUGAACGGUUAUUCUAACAUGAAAAGUUUAAAAGUUCUGUUUACCUUGAUAUUUUUCGUUUGUUUACUCGAUAGGGUAAAGCUUUUAGAUAAUGGAUUGGCAAGAACACCUCCAAUGGGGUGGAUGUCGUGGGGUUAUUAUAUGUGUGGCGACAACUGUUUGGAUAAUCCACAAAAAUGUCUAGAUGAAGAAUUAAUACUAUCAGUAGCGGAUUCAUUCUACAAUGAUGGUUAUCAAGAAGCGGGUUAUGAGUAUAUUGUGAUAGAUGAUUGCUGGUCUGAACGUGAACGUAGCAGUGAUGGCAGACUGGUGCCGGACAAGAAGAGAUUUCCAAACGGAAUGAAAUACAUUUCCGAUUAUAUUCAUUCUAAAGGUCUUAAAUUUGGUAUGUACACAAACGUAGCAAAUAUAACAUGCAUGCAUUUUCCCGGCUCGAGAAAACAUUUUGGUAUCGAUGCUAUGACAUUUGCGGAGUGGGGCAUUGAUUAUAUCAAAGUUGAUGGGUGCUUUGUGGAGGAAAGCUUUUUAAAUACUGCGUAUAUAAAGCUCGGACAUUAUCUAAACAAGACUGAACGGCCCAUAGUGUACUCAUGCAGUUGGCCCUAUUAUAUUCAAUAUAUUCAUCAUAAAAUUCCAGAUUAUUCAAAGAUAGCAUCUCAUUGUAACCUCUGGCGGAAUUAUCACGACGUAUCCACAUCUUGGGCAUCGGUGAGGAUAAUUAUAGAUCACUACAAGAACGCAUACUCUACUUUAUCUAAGUACCAUGGACCUGGAGGAUGGAAUGACCCUGAUAUGUUAAUUAUUGGUACAGAUGUACUAACAGAGGGUCAGAGUAGAGUACAGUUGUCAGUUUACGCGAUGUUAUCAGCCCCGCUACUGCUCAGCUGUGAUAUGACCAAGAUAAGUGACUACGAGAAGUCAUUGUUGCAGAACAUGGAUCUUAUAGCUAUUGGACAAGAUCCAUUGGGUAUUAUGGCACAGCCAUACGAGCUUUCAUAUUUUAUAACGUUAUGGGUAAAGCGACAUCUUCCCAUGAAAGGCGACAAAUAUCACUCUUUCUCUUUCGCACUCGUCAACCUAUACAAAAGCAAUUUCACUGUCUCUUUUACUCCUAGCAGUUAUGGUUUGGAAUCUGAAGAUGGUUACAGUGUGAUGGAUGUAUUUACUGGAAAGUAUUUAAGAAAUAUAACUUUAGACGACAUCAUAACAGUAACGGUACCUUUUGAAGAUGUUAUUUUAUAUACUCUCUACGCAUUGUAAAAAAUAGUGAAGAUUUUAGUUUACUCACAGUUGAUUCUCA